AGGACAACCCGACUUGUCUGGGAAACUCCUUCGAAAUCGCUCGUCGCCGAUUCAUUUCGAUCGAGAGACGUCUUUUAAAAUCGCCUGACAUCCGUUCGCAAUAUAUUUCAUUUAUGGCCGAAUACGAAAACCUCGGUCAUAUGUCCGUUGUGGCAAACCAAAAUUUAGAUGAGCCUCAUUUUUACAUACCUCAUCAUUGUGUCCUAUAGCCGAACAGCGAAUCAACAAAACUUCGUGUCGUGUUCGACGCCUCAUGUAGGACGACAUCGCACAAAUCAUUAAAAGAUCUACUUUUAGUUGGACCAACAAUUCAACAAGAGCUGUACAUAUUGUUGCUACGAUUUCGCUUGUUUCGAUACGCUAUAACUGCAGACGUCACCAAGAUGUACAGGCAAGUACUUUUGAACAAUAAUGAUCGUAAAUACCACUAUAUUCUUUGGCGAGCUUCUCCAGAUCUGGAACUCCGCACAUAUCAACUAAAUACCAUCACAUACGGAACGGCCUCGGCUCCAUAUCGUGCAGUGCGAAGCCUUCACUAUUUAGCAGACAAGUGCAUGGAUGAGUUGCCAGUUGGUGCCUCGGUUGUGAAGUCGUCUUUCUAUGUGGAUGAUAUGCUUUGUGGAGCUGACAGCAUUGAUGCCUUGCGUACGGUAAAAAGCCAAGUUAGUGCAGUUCUCGAGAGAGGUAGCUUUCCAUUGUCGAAAUGGCACUCCAACCACGUAGACUUCAGGGAAUGCCAAACAUCAAAAGAGCUCAACUUCACAGAAGAUUUAGUAACACUUGGUAUCACAUGGGAUCAACUGGAAGAUGUGUUCCUGUUUACAUUUGCACCAAAGGAAAUUCAUACUGCGGUCACAAAACGCACGAUCCUUUCGAUCGCCUCAUCACUCUUCGACCCGCUCGGAUUGCUUGCACCUCUUCUGAUCACAUCCAAAAUCGUACUCCAAGAACUGUGGCUUUUAAAGCUCGAUUGGGACGAGUCCGUGCCACAAAACCUGCAACACGCUUGGAGCAAAUGUCUCUCGGUUCGCUAUCAACGCUCGCGGUGCCUCGUUAUUGUCAACAGCCAAACGCAUGCAAUCUCCAAAUUCACGGCUUUUGCGACGCAUCGAUUCGAGCAUAUGGUUGUUCUUUGUACUUGCGCACUGAAGGCACAGAUGGAAAUAUUGCUGUUCACUUGCUGACAUCGAAGUCACGAUUGGCUCCUGUCAAAAAACAAUCGCUUCCGAAACUCGAGCUUUGCGGAACGCAUCUUCUUGCACAGUUGUACAAUAAGGGCACCUCACUUCGGCGGCCUCUGGGAAGCCGCUGUAAAGAGCGCAAAGGGUCUUCUUAAUCGCAGACUGGCAAACACUAAACUAACAUUUGAAGAGCUGAGCACCGUCGCUGCUGAAAUAGAAGCAAUACUCAACUCCCGUCCACUUUCGCCACUGUCGUCAGACCCAAAUGAUUUCGGAGCUCUGACUGCUGGACAUUUUUUGGUUGGUGAUUCACUACGAGGCCUACCUGAGCGUUCCCUGGAACAUAAAAAUAUCUCCAGUCUAGAUCAUUUUGAGAUGAUCACCUCAAUUAAACAACGCUUUUGGCGUCGCUGGUCUGCAGACUACGUUAACGAACUGCGCGCACGGGUCAAAUGGGCGACACCUACACUAAACCUCAAAGUUGGAGCCCUAGUAAUAAUUCAUGACGACAACCUACCACCACAGCGCUGGAAACUUGGUCGCAUCGAAUCCACCGUGCUUGAGAGAGAUGGUAAAGUUCGCGUUGUGCACCUUCGCACUGCUAAUGGACAUUGUUGCCGCCCGAUACACAAAUUAGCCCUCCUACCUGUAUCUUGAAAGAUGGUUCUUUCAACGGGGCCGGGAUCUUGGAUCACCCUAAUAGCAUUAAUAGCAAAUAUUAAAAAACACUCAUUUCAUGAGUUAAUAACCACCCGUAAUGUACUUAUAAACUAAAACACACUCAUUGUGAACACACAUAUGUAUACAAAUGCACACACACCUAACGUUAAGAAUCAACGUCUCAUUGCACUCAUUCUCAGUCUCACUUAAUAUUUUAGUUAUGCAUACAUAAAUUGAAUUCUAAUAAAACACAGCAUAUCGAUCUCUCAUUUGGAACGGGUCGCUUUUUAUUGUCUUCGCUUUGGUACGUUGGAUUUUGCUGACAGUUGCUAAGCUAGUUUUCCGCAUCACAUACGGACAAGCAUAUCUUUGCUCAUUGCUGUUACAAUUUAUUCGCUGGCCAACAUUUGCACACCCCCACUUCCUAAGUUUCGUGCUGGCAAAGAAAAAUAUCUUUGUAUCAACAGUACCGUUCACAAUUGAUGAACCAACAUUUAACUGAAGUGUUACGAACGGCUUUAACUGACCUAAAACCAGAUUUUGAAAA
Rhagoletis pomonella (apple maggot) is the source of this 2388-nucleotide messenger RNA. RefSeq lists its product as uncharacterized. NCBI's taxonomy places the organism in Eukaryota, Metazoa, Arthropoda, Insecta, Diptera, Tephritidae. The record is from RefSeq and is a predicted model, not a curated record. The coding region runs from base 704 to 1336 and encodes 210 amino acids. The transcript has 2 exons.